Messenger RNA from Toxotes jaculatrix (banded archerfish), 3635 nucleotides. Its product is annotated as sodium/hydrogen exchanger 3-like. Gene Ontology annotation, biological process: sodium ion transport; regulation of pH; proton transmembrane transport. The coding region runs from base 200 to 2824 and encodes 874 amino acids. Gene Ontology annotation, cellular component: apical plasma membrane; brush border membrane. The record is from RefSeq and is a predicted model, not a curated record. The transcript is spliced from 16 exons. Gene Ontology annotation, molecular function: sodium:proton antiporter activity. NCBI's taxonomy places the organism in Eukaryota, Metazoa, Chordata, Actinopteri, Toxotidae.
UCAGAGAGGAGAGCAGAGAGGGGGCCAUCAUUCUGUGGCCAGGUGAAGAUGUGGACGUAUGUAAGAACAAAGUAAAGGACACCUGAGAAGGCAGGAGGAGAUGAAUGAGACUUUCCUACAAUCUGAGGUUGACCUGAGCAUUUGAGUCAAUAGCUUGAAUAACAGUUGCCCAAGAGUUUGUGAAACUUUUUUUUUGAACAUGGCAGCUACUUGGCGACUUUCACUUUUUCUGUUCAUGUUGCUGAUGGUGUCCAGAGGCCCGAGCCUGGCCAGUGAGGCUGGCACCACGGCGAGCAGUGAUCAUGGGGACACCUCAAACUCAGUCACCGGGAACGGGACGGACUCAGGCCAUGACACGACUGGAGACACUGGUCAUAAUGGCGGUCACGGGGGAGAGCCCAUCACCACCCUGCCAAUUGUGACCUGGAAGUGGGAGCACGUCUCCACCCCGUACCUGGUGGCCCUGUGGAUCCUGGUUAGCUGGCUCUGCAAACUUGUCAUUGAGGCCAACCACCAUGUGACCAAUGUGAUCCCAGAGAGCGCCCUGCUCAUCUGCUUUGGCUUCAUCCUGGGUGGGAUGAUUUGGGGUGCAGAUAAGGUACAGACAUUCAAACUGACCCCGACAGUGUUCUUCUUCUACCUGUUGCCUCAAAUCAUCCUUGACACCGGCUACUCCAUGCCAAAUAAGCUGUUCUUUAGCAACUUGGGGGGCAUCCUGGUCUACGCCAUCAUCGGGACUUGUUGGAAUGCUGCCAGCCUGGGUGUUUCGCUGUGGGGUUGUGACAAAGGAGGAGCAAUGGGUGACGUGGACAUCGGCCUGCUGCAGUAUCUUCUCUUUGGCAGUCUGAUUGCUGCUGUGGACCCCGUAGCCGUCAUUGCCGUGUUUGAGCAAGUCCAUGUCAACGAGGUCCUCUUCAUCAUGGUGUUUGGAGAGUCGCUGCUCAACGACGGCGUGACAGUGGUGCUCUUCAAUGUAUUUGAUGCAUUUGUGUCACUGGGAGGAUCCAAAAUUGACGCUGCGGAGAUCAUCAAAGGAAUAGUUUCUUUCUUUGUGGUGGCGUUUGGUGGCUCCCUCUUGGGCUUUGUAUUUGGCAUUCUGAUCUCUCUUCUGACCAGAUGCACUAAAAACAUCCAAAUCAUUGAGCCCGGCUUCGUGUUUGUCCUGGGAUAUUUGUCCUACCUGACCGCUGAGAUGCUCUCCCUGUCAGCCAUCCUCUCGAUUGUCUUCUGUGGUAUAUGCUGCCAGAAGUACAUUAAUUCAAACAUGGAUGAGAAGUCUGUCAGCACAGUCAGAUAUGCCAUGAAGGUUCUCGCCAACGGAUCAGAAACCAUCAUCUUUGUCUUCCUCGGCAUCUCGGCCAUUGACAAGUCAAUCUGGGUGUGGAACACAGGCUUCAUCCUCCUCACGCUAUUCUUCAUCUUUGUGUAUAGAAUCAUUGGUGUCUUUGCCCUCACCUGGAUCCUGAACAAGUACAGGCUGGUGCCCAUCGGGUUCAUAGAUCAGGUGAUUCUGAGCUACGGUGGCCUGCGAGGGGCUGUUGCAUAUGGCCUGGCUGUGAUGCUGGAUGAGAACAAGAUAAAGGAGAAGAAUCUGAUGGUCAGCACGACUCUCAUCGUCGUGUACUUCACCGUCAUUCUGCAGGGAAUAACGAUGAAACCUCUGGUCACGUGGCUUAAAGUAAAGAGAGCUACAGAGUCUGAGCUCACACUCAUAGAAAAAGUGCAGAACAAGGUGUUUGAUCACUCGCUUGUUGCCAUAGAAGACAUAUCUGGACAAAUAGGACACAACUACAUGAGGGACAAGUGGAAUAAUUUUGAGGAGAAAUGGAUGUCAAAGUUUUUGCUGAAGCCGUCAGCGAGGAAGAACCGUGACUAUGUCUUCAACGUCUUCCAUCAGCUGAACCUCAAGGAUGCUAUGAGCUACGUGGCUGAGGGUGAACGCAGAGGCUCUCUGGAGUUUAUCCGCAACGAAACUGCAUUCGUUGACUUCAAGAAAAAGUUUGGGGACGAAUUCUCAGAGGUCAUGCCGGACAUCAUGCCUGACAUGUCAGACGAUCAUGGUGCGAUGUCCGUUGUGAGAAGAGACCCUGUGCCAUCGGUGAGCUUGGAGAUGCAUGAGCAGGGCAUGAAGGGAAUGAGGGGAAACGAGGACAUUAACACUCACCACCUGCUGCAGCAACAUCUGUAUAAGGGCAGGAAACAGCACCGGCACAGGUACAGUCGGAGCCAUUUCGAUGUCAACAAAGAUGAAAAUGAGGUGCAGGAGAUCUUCCAGAGGACCAUGAGGAAUCGUCUGGAGUCCUUUAAGUCUGCAAAGAUGGGCGUCGCUCCACCAAAGACAAUUACCAAAUACACAAAGAAAGACACACAGCAAAAGAUGCCAAAUGGAAAAUCACUGGACAAAAGUAGAAGCUACCAUUCUGGAGAUGAAGAUUUUGAGUUCUCAGAGGGAGACAGUGCCUGUGGCUAUGAUGCAUCAAGAAAUUCCUUCCCCAUGAGGCUCACCUACAGAGCAGGAGCUGGAAUUGAGAAUCCAGCCUUCAUGCCGGACAUAGACCCCAUGCCCCCAGUGCAGAUCCCUCCGUGGCUUGCGGAGGCCGAGCUCGACAGCAGCAUGGUUGCUCCUUCGCAGCGAGCCCAGGUGAGGCUGCCGUGGACGCCCAGCAACCUGCGGCGCCUGGCUCCGCUUCGCAUCAGCACUCACUCCACCGACUCCUUCAUGCUGGCCGAUGCUCCUGCCACGCAGCAGAGGGACAACGAGGACCUGCCUCCACCUCCAUCACCUCCUCCACCUUCUUAUAAUAGAGAUGGUGGCCACAUGUAGCAGCGUCCAAACCUCCACUUCGUCUCCCUUUAACGUGGCUGCCAGAGACACAGAGCCUAACCUCAAACUUUGCACCUUCUACUCUCAAAAUAUUGACUAGGGAAUGUUUUCUUUUCCGUGCCAUUGUUUAAUCUUAGCCUCACGGUUUCAGACCAAACAUUCACGAUCCCGUAACCUUUGUGCUCUUGGACCAAGCUUCUCUUGUUGCUCUAACGUCAUCCUUCACUGAGCAAAGCAAAGGUACAGGUACAGCGAGAGAUCCUGUAUGCACAGUGGCAUGUUAUUUACCAGCACAUGUUGAACAUUGUCAUAUUUUCUCCUCUGGUUCAUGGUAAACUUUAAAAUUGUAAAUCAGUCCUUGAGUAGGCUACCUUAUUACUGAAUGCGAUGCAAAAAUGUUUUUCAAGCAGUGUAGACAUUUAUAGAUUGUGUUGUUCGUAAAGAUAAUAAAAAGGGGUCUUUAAUUAUAGUGAUAUGAAAUCAAUUCCAACUCUGUAAUCAGAAUAUAAGUAUAGGUUUUUUCUGUGUGUUUUCUCAUGUGUCUCAGAACAGUACUUGAGGUUGGAUAUUAAAACUUGAAGAAUAAGACCACUGUAAAAAAAUGUGACUUGUAUGAUAAAGACAUUAUAUUUUUUCAGAAGUGAAGUUUGUAAUUUAUGGACAUGUCCACCAUCUCAAAUCUGGGCACAUGCCACCUGUUACAGACAUUUCAUGUAGCUCCAACAAAGAACACUUUAACUGACUGGGCAUGGUUUUGAACUGUAUGCAUUUUAAAAUAUGGAUUUGGAAAUAAACAUAAAGAAAAUCUGUG